Molecule: messenger RNA, 800 nt
Organism: Prorocentrum cordatum
Lineage: Eukaryota; Dinophyceae; Prorocentrales; Prorocentraceae
Source: the annotation of a GenBank genome assembly
AAGACAUCGUUCCCAACCAGAUGCGACGACUGGUCAAGCUGCAGACCCCCGUGGGCCAGGAAGUUUCAUUCGCAACACCCGGCGAGGUCGUGCCAGAUCAGCACCCCGCUCCGGAGGACCCGAACCUCACGGAGGAGCCGCCCACGGACGAGGAGCGCCCGUUCGUGCGGAGCGGAUGGUUCCGGGGACCCCGCGGCCCCGUGGCCUUCGUCUACCGGUGCCCCGACUGCGGCGCCUCCUCACGCUGGUUCCGCGCCUCGCACCCCGAGGUGACGCUGAGGCCUGCGCGCUGGGGCCGCCUGUGCGGCGAGCAGGAGGACCUCAAGAAGUGGCUGGCCAGCUACUUGGGGGUCCGGCUGCGCGUCUGCCUGCCGCUGGACUGGGACCACGUGUGGACGGAGGUCUGGGACGGCUCCGCGUGGGUGCCCCUGGACCCCGACUGCGUGAACUUCGCGAGGCGCCUCAACGAGGGCAUCGGCUCCUGGACCGGCGUGGUGGCCGUCGGGACGCCCGCCAGCGGCCCGGGGCCUGCGGCCGCCCAGGAGGCGUCGCAGGACGUGGGCGAGGCCUACCUCCUGCGCGCGGGGGGCUCCGACGAGGAGGUCGCUGCGUGGCGCGGGCAGGUGGCCGCCGCCAGGGCGGACCCGUCCGGCGCCGCCACGCAGGCCAAGACGCUGUGCGGGUGGCUGCUGCAAGCCGUGGGCUGGGGCCCCGACAGGGUCACCGCGGAGCUGCGGGCGGCGCAGGCGGGCUACGAUGGUGGCCAGGAGUGGUGGGAGCUGCCCGACGAGGGCCGCUGA